Messenger RNA from Chaetomium globosum CBS 148.51, 351 nucleotides. RefSeq lists its product as uncharacterized. The transcript is spliced from 3 exons. The record is from RefSeq and is a predicted model, not a curated record. Bases 1 to 351 code for a protein of 116 amino acids. NCBI's taxonomy places the organism in Eukaryota, Fungi, Ascomycota, Sordariomycetes, Sordariales, Chaetomiaceae.
AUGGCGGACGAAAACACCAAACCCAUCGACACGAGCCCUAUCUCUCCCGGUUUGCCCAACCCGGCGCGGAAGAACUCUCUUGAGUUCCACCUGAGCCACCGACCGGAUCGCCAGGAGCUUGUUAACAAGAACAUCCUCCCUGCGUCGACGGCCGCCCCAGGCCUCCAGGCGCACCAGAAAGAUCUCGAGAAGCACAUGCGCGCCGACUCCCUGAACGAGAAGAUUGCCCACCGACCAUCCCCGGAGACGCUGCUGAAGGACGGUGUUCUUCAUGACGACCCGCGCUCGGCAGAGGAUAAAUACACCGAGGCAAUUGAAGAGGAAUACGCCAAGCGGGAGGGCGGCGCUUGA